CCCACUCACUCUCUCAAACCAAAGUACAGAGAGAAAAUGGACACAGGAGCUGCUGCUGGUCGACUGCUGCCUGUCCGCUGCUGCUGCUGUUGUUUACACAACAUCCUGUCGUAUCUGCUCCUCCUCUUCCUCUGUACUCAGGGGUAAAGAUCUGCAGCAGAGACGGAGACGCUCAGCUGAGGACACAAUGUAUGUGAGGAGGACGUCUGAGUUGCUCCUGGUGAUGCUGGCGGCGGCGGCUUGGGCUCAGAGCGGAGAUGGGCGCAGUGGCACAGAGCGGCACAGACUCAGCUGCAGCUCUGACAUCACCACAAAAGGGAACAGUUUGACCUGUGAGCUGCUGCAAGGACAACGCAACGACGAGGACGACGAUGACGAUGAGGACGAGGACGAGGACGACAGUAUCCAGAGAAUGUCUCUGUGCGCCACCGACUGGACCCACACGCCGGCGCCCAUCAACUGUGAGGAGAACAGUGGGAACACACUGAACACCAGCAAGCCGCCGGUUGUUGACUUCCACCUGACAGUUCACCUCAGGAGAGGAGGGACAAUCACGACCACGCUCGACCUGAAGAAGAUAGUGAAACCGAGGUGUCCUCAUGUGCGGAACGUCACGUUCAAUCCCGAGUCCAACCUGGUGGUCAUCCACAUCUACACGCCGCACGUCAAGGACUACCUGAGAGCCGACAACCAGCUUUUCCAGCUGCACAUCUGGAGCUCUGACUCUGCACCUCUGAUCCAGAACAUGACGUCAGAGACCAACAUGAAGAUUGACAUGCAACAUCUCCGCAGAAACACCAAGUAUCACGUCAAAGUGCGGGCGAUCCCCGUGAAGCUGCUGAAGGGUUUCUGGAGCGAGUGGAGUGACACGUUUACAUUUAUCACACCCACAGCAGCUGCAAGAGACUCAAACGACAGCUGGGAAGUGAGGUCUGUGCCAACACUGGGUCUUGUCCCCCUGGUGGCAGUGAUCAUCAGUGUCGUUUUCUUCUGGAAGAAAAACAGAAUCUUCUUGUACAUGUGGCCAAACAUCCCACAUCCCAAAGACACACUGGUGCACAUCUGCAAACCCAACCCACGCCACCUGUUGAACUUCAAACCGGAAGUGUUCAGUGUCCUCAGAGUUUCCCCGCUGCUACAGACAGAGAUCUUCAGUUCUGACCUGGUCCAAACUACUGACCCCGUCCACUCUGGGGGCUCCCCUUCUGACCAGGUACCAUCCACAGACCCUGUCCAGUCUGGGUCCUUCAGUUCUGUCCAAUCUGGGUCCUCGAGUCGAGCCGACACUCUCUGCUCCACCCAGACAUCAGACUGCAGGAGUGCGACCAGCAUCAGCACAGAGGAGCUGGAGCUCGCAGCCCUGCUGGGUCGAGGUUCCUCCGACAGUGAGGAAGACCUCCAGAGCACCAGUCCUUCACCGCUCCAUGUCAGUGAUGGCGCCGAGCACAGCAGUGGAGCGGGCCAGCAGGAGGAGGCCUACGUCACCAUGUCCAGUUUCUACCAGAGCAAGUAGAACCAGGGGGGUCAGACCUUAACCUCUGACCUCUCCGAUCGUGACCUCUAUGAAUGACUCUUCUAGAUUUAUCCUGAGGAGCAGGAUGAACCUCGUGGUGCAGUGACGUCAUUGUCCCAAGUACAAUCCAUGAGUUGUUGUAGCAUCAUUUUCCAAAAUGGAAGUACAUUUUUCAUAACGUGUGAUCUUAUUUGUAAAGUUUAGAAUUGCUCUUUCUCAUAUACAUAUAUAUAUACAUAUAUAUAUAUAUGUAUGUAAUUUUUUUUUCAUUGCAUUAAUUAAUUAAAUCAUUGCUAGCUAGUGUCACCACUGCACAUUUGAAGGCACCAUCAGGUAGAUCUGAUUCUUCUACUUCUGGUUCCAUCUUCAGGACAAAGGUUGAAGAUGCAGUCACACGGAUCAUGUGAUGUCAUUCUGCUAGAGGUCACAUGACCUAGUACUUUACAACAGUAAUUUCGGGCGUUACUGACUGAGAACGGCACCCACACAGCGCCCCGCUGUGGCCGAGCAAAGGAUGACAAAAAUGCCAGUUUUUGUUUUGACAUUUUACAGUAUAUAUGUUGAUGCUUGAUUCACAUGUGUUAUAUAUGAUUUUUAAUUAUCUACUGAACGCAAAAACCUAACAUUAAUACUUCACUU
This is a messenger RNA of Solea solea (common sole), 2152 nucleotides long. RefSeq names its product interleukin-7 receptor subunit alpha-like. Lineage: Eukaryota; Metazoa; Chordata; Actinopteri; Pleuronectiformes; Soleidae. The coding region runs from base 188 to 1513 and encodes 441 amino acids. The record is from RefSeq and is a predicted model, not a curated record. Gene Ontology annotation, cellular component: membrane; external side of plasma membrane. Gene Ontology annotation, biological process: cytokine-mediated signaling pathway; positive regulation of receptor signaling pathway via JAK-STAT; hemopoiesis. Gene Ontology annotation, molecular function: cytokine receptor activity; protein binding. The transcript has 9 exons.